Molecule: messenger RNA, 2019 nt
Organism: Patiria miniata (bat star)
Lineage: Eukaryota; Metazoa; Echinodermata; Asteroidea; Valvatida; Asterinidae
Gene: cxorf58
Exons: 10
Coding region: 236-1438 (400 amino acids)
Source: RefSeq, a predicted model, not a curated record
GUGCAUGCUGGGAAGGCAAACAACUUUCAGGCGAUGGCCGGUCCGCCCGAUCUAGAUCGUUCGUUGUGAUGUGUAGCAAUGCGGAAGUGGGGAAAAUCGUAAACAACUCAACUAAUAAUUAGUGCCGUGUGAAUUUUGCUUUCCAUGUGGUAUAGCUCUAUAUUUACGUCAAUAGCUUGAAGGAUUGCUUUUUUGAAGUUCAUCUGAUCUACUUUUGCCAAAAGAUUUGAAGAAGAUGGAACCCAUCAGAAGCACCAGCCGUUCAACAUUGAAUGUUACGAUACCCAGUGAGAUUGAGGGCAGCGAUGGUAGCCCCCUCCAAAUAGGAGGUCAAGAGGUCACUCAGGGGUCAGAUCAUGGGUCAAGGAGCUCACUGCCCAAGAAGACCCAACCCAGCCCUGUACUUCAACAGAGGGAAUUGACAGAGAUCCUAGCAGCUCGUGCCAUUGAGAGAUGUUGGUGUUCCUAUAGAGACCGGCAGAUGUUUAAGCUUCUCAAGCAUGCCAUCUGUGCAGCAGAGCAUUCACUUACCCAUGAGAUUCUCCGUAAAGUCAGUCCCAUGGAAGCCAAGCUCAUUAGAGACCCUAGCUUACGAGCACGGGUGCGCUUCAGGUUUGCAGGGUCUGAAUUUCCACCCAUAAUUCUCUUCAAGGUGUUCACUCACACAGAAGGUACAGGGCUCCAGUACCUGAGCGGCAAACGCUGCAUACAGCCUGCAUCCGAUGCUGCAGUGGAUGCGUGUCGUAUGAUGGGCCAUCGCAAGUUCUAUGACCAGCUCAUAGCAGACACUUGCCAGCAUGAGCGAGACAAGAUAACCAGUGAGGUUGACGUGACUACAGUUAAGGACUAUAUGAAGUAUCUGAGCAAGUUGGAUGAGAUGCCAUCCUACAUGGGAGGCAGGGAGAACCUAUGGAGAAAACUGGAUCAGUCUGUUUUGCCCAGGACCACCAUCUUGUAUGAUGUGAUAGACUACCUGAACAGGGGUGGUAACUCCCCAUCAGUGAGACUACAGGCUGAAAUGCCCAUGCUCACAGCCAGGCCGGUCACGGAAGAAAUGCAACGAGAGCAUGUAAGGAUCAUCUCGGAACUACGAGAACCAUUAGCGAUACCCAUUGCGUCCCCUACUUUCAAGCCGUCAAGCUCCCGAGCCAGCACAUCUGGCCACACAUCCAGGCGUUCCAAACAAGCCAAGCAAAGAGCAUCCAGGAUGAGAAAAAUGUACAUGGAAGGCAAAGCGGAGUCAAGAGGUGAGAAUCCCUCCGAUGACGAAGCUGUCGGUACGGUAGCCGCCGCCCAGGUGAUGUCAGAGGACUUCGAUGAUGACAGAAUGCUGGAUGAUGAUGCAGAAGAGGAAGAAUGGCAAAGAGAAGCAGAUCAACUGUAUGCGUGGACGCAGGACUUGUCUUAUGAGGACAUUGGGCUGACAACACCGUGCUGACACAGAAUUGUGAGGACCUCAGUUCUGCUAUUUAGAGACAUUCUUCUGUGUGGCCCCUCAGUUCUGUAAUUUGGAGACUGCGUGCUGUGAGGACCUCAGUUUUGUAAUUUGGAGUCAUUCUAAUGAGGAUCCAGUUCUGCAAUGUUGAGACAUUCUGCUGUCAGGACCCGACAUGAGGACUUUGGGCUGACGACACCUUGCUAGCACAGGAAAGUGAGGACCUCGGUUCGGUUACAUGUAUUUGGAGACAUCAUACUGACUAUGCUUUACAAACACCAGACUUGCUACACCUUGGGCACGUUUACAUCAGUGGUGUGCAUGAUCACAGGACCUGUCAUAUGAGGACACCUUGCUGGCACAGGAAAGUCAGGCCAUAAGAGUUACUAUACCCAGGAAUGCCAGGAUAUGUUCACAUCAGGUGUUAGCGUGGAUAGAGGACCUGCCAUAUGAGGACAUUGAGCUGACGACACCUUUAAUACUAACAUGUUAAUUAAAUGUGAGGACAUUGGUUUAUAGAGUAAUUAGCCUUUCACUGUAGAAUCGUGUCAACACAGCUUGUGAAAUAUUGUCCAAUUACAUGA